Molecule: messenger RNA, 675 nt
Organism: Caenorhabditis briggsae
Lineage: Eukaryota; Metazoa; Nematoda; Chromadorea; Rhabditida; Rhabditidae
Exons: 3
Coding region: 1-675 (224 amino acids)
Cellular component (GO): nucleus
Source: RefSeq, a predicted model, not a curated record
AUGUCCAGACGCAAGAGAUCCAGACCUGAAAAAAUUGCUCAAGAUCCAGUUUCCACUGAUCCAAUUGUCAGAAACGUGCUCUCCCAGCCCAAGAAAGUUCCUUUUGUCAGACCACCAUCAGGGACUGCUCUCCGUUUAUGGAAGCAGAAAAUCGACCGUGACCCUUUACCGGAGGUUAGAAUGGAGUUUUACCGGACGAUGAGCGAAUACAUCAAGAUUGAGGAAUCAAGACUUGAACCAAUCGGGUGGGGACCGGAAGACCUACAGACCCGCAAUAUCGUCUACGCCUUCAUUGAAUUAACAGGAGCAUGGAGGUAUGGGCAUCGUGUGCCCAGAAAAGAAUUUAUAGAUGUUGCAAGACGUGUCUAUCACUGUACCGGAAGACUUCUUUCAGAUAAUGAACUGAUAAAACGAAUUGAAAAGGAAGAUGACAUUCGAUUCGACGAUGAAGAGAGCAAUGCUGGUUCUGAUGAUGAUAAAACUGCACCUGUCGUCGCCCCGGAACAUCAAGAAAGUGAAGGAUUCCGCUCCACCAACAAAAUGAAUGCUGCUCCACCAAUGACAUUCAAAUUUGCUCCACCAACAACUUUUGAAUUUGAUCCAUCAACGGUCUCUCAAUUUUCUCCACCAACAACGAUUAAAUUUGCACCACCAACUACCUUCGAAUCACAUUAA